Molecule: messenger RNA, 3320 nt
Organism: Gamsiella multidivaricata
Lineage: Eukaryota; Fungi; Mortierellomycota; Mortierellomycetes; Mortierellales; Mortierellaceae
Product: isoleucyl-tRNA synthetase
Exons: 4
Coding region: 31-3246 (1071 amino acids)
Biological process (GO): isoleucyl-tRNA aminoacylation
Molecular function (GO): isoleucine-tRNA ligase activity; aminoacyl-tRNA deacylase activity; ATP binding
Source: RefSeq, a predicted model, not a curated record
ACCCCACACUCUUUCGUACCCUUUUUCAUCAUGGCUGACGGAUCCGCUCAGUUCAACUUUCCCAAGGAGGAGGAGAAGAUCCUCCAGUUCUGGCGCGAGAUUGAUGCCUUCAAGCGAUCGCAGGAGCUCAACAAGGAUAAGGAGCCCUUCGCCUUUUUUGACGGACCCCCAUUCGCCACCGGGCUUCCUCACUAUGGACACUUGCUCGCCGGUACCAUCAAGGAUAUUGUCACCCGUUUCGCUCACAGUACUGGCCACAGCGUCGAACGUCGUUUCGGUUGGGACUGCCACGGUUUGCCCGUCGAGUACGAGGUUGACAAGGCCUUGGGCAUCACCGGAAAGGCCGAUGUCAUGGCCAUGGGUAUCGACAAGUAUAACGAGGAGUGCCGCAGCAUCGUCAUGAGAUAUGCCAAGGAAUGGCGCCAGACUGUUGAGCGUGCUGGACGCUGGAUCGAUUUCGACAACGACUACAAGACCUUGAAUGUCGAGUUUAUGGAGUCGGUCUGGUGGGUUUUCAAGACCCUUUUCGAGAAGGGUCAGGUCUACCGUGGAGUUCGUGUCAUGCCCUUCUCAACCGCCUGCAACACCCCUGUCUCCAACUUUGAGGCUCAGCAGAACUACAAGGAUGUCAGCGAUCCCUCUGUUGUUGUUUCCUUCCCUCUUCUGAACGACCCCUCGGUCGCCUUCCUUGCUUGGACGACCACCCCCUGGACACUUCCCUCCAACUUGGCCCUGUGCGUCAAUCCCAACCACGAGUUCAUCAAGUUCUUGGACGAGGCGUCCGGAAACACCUACAUCAUGAUCGAGAAGAGCCUCACGAUGCUCUACAAGGACCCUGCCAAGGCCAAGUUCAAGAUCCUUGGCAGAAUGAAGGGUUCCGAUCUUUUGGGUACCCAGUACGUCCCUCUGUUUGAAUACUACUACAAGGAGUUCGAGAACACUGGAUUCCGCAUCUUGAACGACGAGUACGUUGAUGAGUCUGCCGGUACCGGAAUUGUUCACCAGGCCCCAGCGUUUGGUGAGGACGAUUACCGCGUCUGUAUCAACCACGGUGUCAUCACAGCCGAUGGUCAUAUCCCCUGCCCCGUUGACGAGUCUGGAAAGUAUUUUGAGGAGAUUACCGAUUUCAAGGGUAUUCACGUCAAGGAGGCCGACAAGUUGAUCCAGAAGCACCUCAAGCAGGCGGGUCGCUUGAUUGUCCAGACCCAGAUCAACCAUAGUUACCCCUUCUGCUGGCGUUCCGACACACCCUUGAUCUACAAGGCUGUCCCAUCGUGGUUUGUUCGCGUCCAGCCGAUUGUCGACAAGAUGUUGAAGAACAAUGCGCAGUCCCGCUGGGUUCCCGGAUUCGUUCAGGAGAAGCGUUUUGCCAACUGGAUCGGCAACGCCCGCGACUGGAACAUUUCUCGCUCCCGCUACUGGGGCACUCCCAUCCCCAUCUGGACGACCGAGGACUUUUCGGAGAUGCACUGCGUUGGAUCUCUACAGGAGUUGGAGGAACUCACUGGAUGCGGCAAAUUGACAGACAUUCAUCGCCACUUUAUCGAUCACCUCACCUUCAAAUCGCCAAAGUCCGGAAAGGUCAUGCGCCGUAUCGAGGAUGUAUUUGACUGCUGGUUUGAGUCUGGAUCUAUGCCCUAUGCCCAGCAGCACUACCCCUUCGAGAACAAGGAGACAUUCGCGAACGGAUUCCCUGCGGACUUUAUCUCUGAGGGACUGGACCAGACCCGUGGCUGGUUCUACACUCUGCUGGUUCUUUCGACCCAUCUCUUUGAUACUCCCCCCGCUAAGAACCAGAUUGUCAGCGGUCUUGUUCUCGCCUCGGACGGCAAGAAGAUGUCGAAGCGCCUGAAGAACUAUCCCGAGGCCAACAUCAUUCUGGAUGCCUAUGGUGCUGAUGCGCUCCGUCUCUACCUCAUCAACUCGCCCGUCGUCCGUGCUGAAACGCUGAAGUUCAAGGAGGAGGGUGUCAAGGAGGUGGUCACGAAGGUCUUCUUGCCCUGGUACAAUGCCUACAAGUUCUUUGUCAACCAGACGGUUUUGCUGAAGAAGGAGUUCAGUCACGAUUUUAUGUACAACGCCUCGUUGAAGAAGAGUGACAACGUCAUGGACCGCUGGAUGUUGGCGUCGUGCCAGAGUUUGAUCAAGUAUGUCCGCGAGGAGAUGACGAACUACCGCCUCUACACGGUCGUCCCUCGUUUGCUGCGCCUGAUUGAGGAGUUGACGAACUGGUACGUCCGCUUCAACCGUCGCCGUCUGAAGGGAGAGAACGGUCUCGAGGACGCUAUCCAGGCGAUGAACACUCUGUUCGAUGUUUUGUACACUCUUGUCCGCUGCAUGUCGCCCUUCACACCCUUCUUGACUGAGAACAUGUACCAGACGCUCAAGAACUUUUUGCCGGAGGACAAGAGCAUCGUCGACAACCGCUCUGUGCACUUUUUGUCGUUCCCAGAGGUGAAGGAGGAGUACUUUGAUGAUGAGAUUGAGCGGGCGAUGUCGAGGAUGCAGGCAGUCAUUGAGUUGGGACGCACCAUUCGUGAGCGCAAGACUAUUAGCUUGAAGACGCCAUUGAAGGAAUUGGUUGUGAUCCACCCUGAUCCCCAGUACCACGCCGAUGUCAAGGCCCUGGAGAGCUAUAUUGUGGACGAACUCAACGUUCGCACGUUGGUUGUUACAUCGGAUGAGGCCCAGUAUGGAGUCAAGUACACUAUCGAGGCGGACUUCCGAUCGUUGGGUGCGAGGCUGAAGAAGGAUGCUGUCAAGGUCAAGAACGCGCUUCCCAAGUUGAGCGAGGAGCAGAUCAAGGACUUUAUCAGGUCGAAGCAGAUUACAUUGGAGGGGCAUGAUCUGGGCGAGGAGGACCUGACGGUGGUGCGGUAUUUCGAGUCGUCAGAGAACAGCAUGGAGACGAACACGGACAAAGAUGUGCUGAUCUUGUUGGACGUGAAGCGGUACCCAGAGCUGGAGCAAGAGGGCCUUGCACGCGAGGUGAUCAACCGUGUACAGCGUCUUCGCAAGAAGGCGAAUUUGGAGCCGACGGAUAUGAUCCACAUGUACUACGAGUUCACCCAGGACAUGAACAAUGCAUUGGAGCAGGUGAUCAAGUCGCAGGAGGAGACGCUGGUGAAGGUAUUGAAGCGCACGCUGUGCCCGAUCGGGGACAAGAAGGGAGCGGCUGUGGUGAUCAUUGAGGAGGCGCAGGAGGUCAAUGGAUCGACCUUCAAUCUGACUCUUGUGCGCGACUAGAGGGCCGGACAGGUGGAGGUAGUCGACAUAGACAAGGAAGAAGAAAAAGAAAAGGAAAUAAAACAUUUAUUCGG